Messenger RNA from Quercus robur (English oak), 2400 nucleotides. RefSeq names its product O-fucosyltransferase 8. The record is from RefSeq and is a predicted model, not a curated record. NCBI's taxonomy places the organism in Eukaryota, Viridiplantae, Streptophyta, Magnoliopsida, Fagales, Fagaceae. The coding region runs from base 272 to 2098 and encodes 608 amino acids. The transcript has 10 exons.
CAACACUGGACUUUCCUGAUUGUAUGGUUUGAUGGGUUGGUGGGUCGGUUUCAGAAUGAGAAAUGGAGGGUGACACAGGCUUGAUAAGUAUGUUUAAAUCGUUGUAUUAAGGGUGUUUAUCUGUUUUAGGCUUAAUUUACUGGCCAAAAUUUUGUUGGAAUAUGAGAUGGUAGUUGUGGUAUUGUGUUAAAAUUCUGAAUACUUGAAGCUUUGCUGAGAGAUAAUGGUCUAAGGGGAAGUAAGUGUCCCAAAGGCUUAUUCUUUUUUAGGGAUGAAAGAGUAUCAGUUUAGAUGCCCAGAUACUUUACCUGGUAGUGAUCCUUCUAUUGGAAGGAGAAUUUCAUGGGGUGAUAACCAUUGGAAUUCCAAAACUGUAUUGCUUCAUGGGUGGAAGAAUGAUCCUGCAAAAUAUAAUGCUUCUAAGGGAGUUUAUGUGGGGAAGAAAAAUUUGUGGCUUAGAAAGCAUGUGAAAUUGAUUGCUUUCAUGUUGGGGUUGAUGGGUUUUAUUCUAUUGAUUGAUUCUCUCUUGAUGUCCAUUUUUGAUUUGCGAAAUUUUCAGCAUCACUUAGCCCAAAGAAAAUCAACUGGACUCAAGGAGGAAGAUAGAGAUGCCUACAUCAAUGAAGAAAAAUCACCAGUGAUGUAUGACCGGCUUCUAAACUUAGCAUCCAGUGCUCUUGCUGAGAAAGAGUUUAAGCAAGAGUCAUCAAGGUUCUUGGAGGAACCAUAUCAGCAGGCCUCUGCAUGGAAACCAUGCUCUGACAGAAAAGUUCCAACGAAUAUGGGGAAAUUUGACAAAAAUAAUGGCUACAUAUUAAUCAGUGCAAAUGGUGGUCUCAAUCAACAACGAGUUGCUAUUUGUAAUGCUGUUGCCGUGGCAUCUCUUCUUAAUGCCACUCUAGUUCUUCCAAGAUUUCUUUAUAGCAAUGUUUGGAAGGAUCCCAGCCAGUUUGGUGAUAUUUAUCAAGAGGAGUAUUUUAUGAGUACCCUGAAGGAUGAUGUCAACAUUGUUAAGGAUCUCCCUCCUCAUCUGAGUUCACUUGACUUUGAAGCACUUGGUAGCCUGAUUACUGAUGCAGAUAUUGUGAAGGAGGCAAAGCCUGUUGAUUACAUUAAAAGUGUACUUCCUCCUCUCUUAAAAAAUGGAGUUGUUCACUUUCUUGGAUUUGGAAAUCGACUGGGCUUUGAUCCGUUGCCUUCUAAUCUUCAGAAACUAAGAUGCAAAUGCAACUUCCAUGCUUUGAAGUUUGUACCAAAAAUUCAACAAACUGGAUCAUUGUUGGUUAGAAGGAUAAGAAAAUAUGAUGCUGCCCGGAGAAUGUUGGACAAGCAAUUGCUUGGAAACUUCGUGCCCAAAAAUUCCUCAAACAAGCAGGAUACUUCUGGAGGCCCAUCCAAAUACCUUGCUUUACACUUGAGAUUUGAAGUGGAUAUGGUGGCCUACUCCCUAUGUGAAUUUGGGGGUGGAGAAAAUGAGAAAAAGGAUCUUCAAGCCUACAGAGAAACCCAUUUUCCUUUACUUAUUGAGCGCUUAAAGAACUCAAGCCCUAUUUCUCCUACAAAGUUGAGAAAGUUGGGAAGAUGUCCAUUGACACCAGAAGAAGCAGCACUAGUUCUAGCUGGACUUGGUUUUAAGCGUGGAACUUACAUUUAUUUGGCAGGACACCAUAUCUAUGGAGGAGAAUCCAGGAUGCUUCCCUUCACCAGCCUCUAUCCCAACUUGGUCACAAAGGAGAGUCUCCUCACAUCUGAUGAACUUGCACAAUUUAGAAAUUUCUCUUCUCAGCUGGCUGCAUUGGACUUUAUUGCAUGUGCAACUGCUGAUGUCUUUGCCAUUACUGACUCUGGAAGCCAACUUUCAUCCCUUGUAUCUGGGUUUCGGACUUAUUAUGGUGAUGGCCACGCCCCUACCUUGCGGCCUAACAAGAAGAGGCUGGCAGCAAUUUUGUCAGAGAAUAGCACCAUUGGGUGGAACGGUUUUGAAGAUAGAGUGAAAAAGAUGAUUGAGGAAGGUCAAAGGGUGCGUGCAAGGGGCUUUGGUCGAAGCAUUUAUCGUCAGCCUAGGUGCCCAGAAUGCAUGUGCAAAGAAGCUCGUUAGCACAUCUCAUGCUGAUAACUGGUUUGAGUCUCUUUAAAUCCUUUGUUAUUUUUCUCAUCUGUGUCCAACAUAGUCGAGUAUUUCAAGUGACUUCACAGAUUGUAAAAAUCUCCAUUCGAUUUGUUCAAUAACCUUUGAAAAUUGUAAUUUAUAUAGCCAAAUUCGUUUUUUUUUUUCCCCUUUUUCUUUGUUAAAUCUUUGACCAUGGGUGGCUGAGAAGGUUUCCCAAGAUAACAUGUAUAAGUCAUUUAAUUAAAUGUUUUUGAUUAAUAGUCAUUUAAUUAAAUGUUGUAUCUAUACCA